This is a messenger RNA of Aspergillus ochraceoroseus IBT 24754, 597 nucleotides long. Its product is annotated as NudC domain-containing protein. Gene Ontology annotation, biological process: protein folding. The record is from RefSeq and is a predicted model, not a curated record. Gene Ontology annotation, cellular component: cytoplasm. Lineage: Eukaryota; Fungi; Ascomycota; Eurotiomycetes; Eurotiales; Aspergillaceae. Bases 1 to 597 code for a protein of 198 amino acids. The transcript is spliced from 3 exons.
AUGUCCGACCUCGACCAAGACCCCUCCACCGCCGAGGUCGCCGCGCGCGAGCUCCAGGAAACAGAACGCAAGGCCAAGGAAGACGCUGAACAGGCUCAGCUCCCCUACCAAUGGACACAGACGAUCCAGGACGUGGACGUUACUAUCCCCAUCCCAGGUAACAUCAAGGGACGGGACAUGGAGGUUGUUUUGACCAAGACGAAGAUCAAGAUCGCGAUCAAAGGCCAGGAACCGUUGAUCGAUGGUGACUUCCCCCAUCCGGUUCGACUAGAUGAGUGUUCGUGGACUCUAGAAACAACUUCCAACCCACCUGGAAAGGAGGUAGCUGUUCAUCUCGAUAAAGUCAACCAGAUGGAAUGGUGGCCCCAUGUGGUCACGACCGCUCCCAAGGUUGACGUUAGCAAAAUCACACCCGAGUCGUCCAAGCUGAGUGACCUGGAUGGAGAGACAAGAGCAAUGGUGGAGAAGAUGAUGUACGAUCAGCGACAGAAGGAGAUUGGAGGACCGACAAGCGAUGAGCAACGGAAGAUGGAUAUUCUACGGAAAUUCCAAGCUCAACAUCCUGAAAUGGACUUCUCCAAUGCUCAAAUCGGCUAG